This is a messenger RNA of Ceratitis capitata (Mediterranean fruit fly), 7505 nucleotides long. It is a transcript of the gene Mrtf, whose product is annotated as serine-rich adhesin for platelets. The record is from RefSeq and is a predicted model, not a curated record. The coding region runs from base 289 to 6999 and encodes 2236 amino acids. The transcript has 5 exons. Lineage: Eukaryota; Metazoa; Arthropoda; Insecta; Diptera; Tephritidae.
UUAAAAAUAGUAAAUAUUGAGAAGUAGAUAUAGAAAAAUUCUAAAAAAGUGCAUAAUUAAUUAGUUGGUUAACCAGUGCUUUCGUUUACAUUUUCAUUAAAAAAUCGUUACAUAUAUAUGUAUAUGUAUUAUUUUCUAAAACAAAUAACCUACAAAACGUGUUUGUAAACGUAAUCGCUUCAACAGAUGCAGCUGGCGACACGGCCAUUGAGCCGGCUGUGAUCCGUCGUCGUUAAGUGCCGUCGGUUCGACUGUGGCUGCUUUUUCGUUGGUGCCUUCGUGGCGAUCAUGCGGGUCAUAGCUGAUACGGAUGAACCACCAGCAAAAUGUUGCAGAUAUUGUGAGGAGUCUACGCAGCACGGCGUGGACGGCGGCCCUGAAUCGUGGCGUUUAACGCUCGAUCAGGAUCUAAUUGAUACGCUUAAGCGUAGCUUUCCCACUUGGUUUCAAGCGCCUACCGGCACUGCCGGUAACAACACAACCAACAGCACAACAACAACAACAGCAGCAUCAGCUACAACAAGUGCAACUGACACAGCAGCAAGUAAAGCGGUGACAGAAAACGGAAAGUCAAGCAGCACUGCAACAGUUGGCGAGACAAUCAAAUGCAAGAGCACAGCAAAUAAUAAUAAUAGUUACAACAACAACAAUACAAUAAUUAAUAUCGCAAAAAGUGCGAGCCAUUGCGUGACCCCGAUAACAGUUGAUACGACAAAUCAUCUGCAUCAACAACUGCCAUAUCUGCAUCAUCUUCAUCAGCACCACCGCCAACAGCAGCCGCCGCAUCUUAGUAACGGAAAUAGCUUGAAGCGACAUAGCAGUGACGGCGUCGUAAUUGGCAAGAGCGUCACCUCACCGCAGCUCAGUAGCAGCGGUUACUCAGCAAUUUUAUCUUCGUCCGCAUCGCCCGCUUCGUCGAUAGCAUCGAAUUGCUCAGUGACCUCAUCGAAGAAAUCCACAUCUAGUCAUAAGAGUAACAACAGCAGCAGUAGUAGUAGCAGCAGCAGCAGCAGUAGUAGUAGUAGUAGUAGUGCCUCAUCCUCAUCUUCCAGCGCUUCGUCUGUAUCUUCGAAAUCAUCUUCAUCGUCCUCUGCCAACUCAGUUGCGAGCACUUUUUCGAAAACUUCCGCCGCCGGUGCGCCCAAAGCAACAACCGCAAAAUCCGCAAAUACCGCAAACGGCGUAAAUCAUAAGUCUGCCAACGGCUCAGCGUCAGAAUCGGCGUCUGAAACGAGCAAAAAGUGUGCUGCAACAAAAGCAGCUGUAAAAUCGGCUGUCAAGUCGAUAGUGAAGGCACGUGAAAAAUCUGCUGCGGCGGUAUCAACACUUUCCGCGACGCCAGCUAAAGACACUUCAGUGCCGGCGCUUACCCCUGUAACCGCUAGCACUGGCAGCGCAGCAGUCGUGUCGAAGGCAAUUACUAAAUCAGCGUCACUGCAUUCGUUGAGCAGCUGUUCCGGCGGCUCAGCGUCACUACUCGCAACAUUCUCAUCGCCCGGCUCGACACCAACCACCGUAGAGAUUAUAUCGGAUACGUCGUGUAACGCGCUGCUGACAGCCGCACAACUGAGCGGCAAAGUGGGCUUCGAGCAUACAUUUCAAGAUAUUAUACUGUUGCAGGAGGCAUACGACGAUAUGUCAGAAGGUGAACAACGCUUGAACGCAGCGACAGCAUCAUUCCUGAGUGGCAUCGUCGGUGGUAUUAGCAGUGAUGAUGGCACAAAUUCCGAUGGCUAUGAUCCGAGGCAAUCACCGCCGAAGGCGAUUGUCGAUUCCAGUCCAUUGCAGCCAGCGAUGGAUAAGAAUAAAGAAUCGCUUAAAGUGAAAUUAAUGGUGAGACGACCACAUUCACAGCUCGUCGAACAGGGAAUCAUACCACCCCUGAAAACCUCACCCGCCAUACACGAACAAUGCAAACAAUUGGAACGCGCCAAAACCAGCGACAUGCUGAAGGCGAAAAUACAACAGCGACCAAAUCGCGAAGACUUAGAGCGACGACACAUACUGGAGGAGGAUGAGUGUCAUAUCGAUCCGAGUUUGGCGGAGAAACAGCGUAUGCUGAAGAAAGCACGUUUGGCCGACCAACUCAACUCGCAGAUACAACACCGGCCGGGACCACUUGAGCUGAUCAAGAAGAAUAUUCUGCAUACCGAGAAACCAAUUGAGAAGAUUGUCAAAGAGGGUUUGGUGUCAUUCAAGGCCACAAGCGAGGGUCUACUGACGCGACCACAACAUCCACACAGUUACGUUACCUAUGAGGAGGACUCACAGAGCUCUGAGAGCGACACACGUCAGACGCCGCCACGUGUCGAUGAGCGGAUCAGCGCAUGUGGCAGCACUGGUGAUGCUUUACAGGCCGCUGCUGCCUCGGCGGGCAUAGUUACUGUUGCGCUGACCAUACCAACAAGUGGUGGUCCCGUAGUGGUAACAUCUGCACCCUUGCUGCAGAGUAAUAGCGCCACUACCGCAAAAAUAAAUACGGUGCCACCGCCGCCGCCGCCACCACCACCAACUACAUCGGCGGGGCUUAACGCCGCCAGCAUACAAGUCAAACAAGAGACAGCGAAUCUAUUUGAAGAGCUUUGCCAGUCGGUAGCUGGCCCAUCUGCUAGCCCUGGUGGUAACUUCUUGCCGAUGAUCUCCUCACCCGCUUCGCUAACAUCGACCACUUCGACAUUGAGUCCACUCUCUUCCAUAGCCUCACCGUCGCAAACGCUGACCUCUUUGCCGCCGUUGAGUUGUCAGUUGUCGCUUGCCAAAUCGGAUGCGCCGGGUAAGGAGAAGAAUAGAAAAAAAUCCAAGUCGAAACCGACAUCCAAGGCGCGUACCAUUAAGUUUCAUGAAUAUAAAGGGCCGCCAAAUGCUGCACAGAAACUGUGUAGCGAGAGCAGUCAACCAGAGGAGACCUCCUAUCAAUUGAUGUUGGAGCAACAAAAUUGUUUGCUUAAAUUUCUUGAGACACUCAAUAAGAACCAGACAAUAGUUCCAGCAGCCAGCAGCGCGGCAGUGACCAGUCCGAACGCAAAUGCCUGUGUUUCAGGUGGUUUGGUUACCACUGUGGCUAAGACGAAUGCCGCCGCGGCAACAACAGCAGUCACAAUGACUAAGUUCCCCUCAGCGCUACCCUCACCAGCACCAGCUACUCCUUUGUCUGCCGUGACAUCGGUAAGCGAUUGUGCAAGCAGCACGGCGUCACCAGCAAACUCGACUUUCUCCAUUAUUUCCACGCCACGUCCACCGCCGAUGCCAUCUCCAGCGCUCUCCGUGAUAUCGUCCAUACCACCAAGUCCAGCUACGAGCUAUGCUGAGUCUACUUGUUCGACCACAGAAAUAACGCGUUUGGAGAAAAUGAAGGUUUCCGACUUGAAGAUGCAUCUGAAGCGACGCAAUUUGCCUGUGUCAGGCCCAAAACCUCAACUCAUUGAGCGUUUGAAACCUUAUUUGCCGCUGGAAGUCACCGAGUGCUCGACCAUCGUGAAUACGCCAACCUCCACAGCAUCCUCAGAGAUCAUCUCCACUUCGACGACUGAGGCUAUGGACGCCAAUUCCAGCGUAACAACGGAAUUGCCCGUCGCCAUGAUUGUGAACUCACCACAAGCAGCUGCUAUGUCACCGGAGCGCCGGAAUUACGAACACGAGCAAAUGGACAUAGUACAACAAGAUGAUCCGCCACGACCCGUGCCAUUGCAGACUAUACUGCAGCCAAAACCACAAGCCGCUACCAUCAUACUCACCAAUGAUGAACUGGUGCGUGAGCAGAAGCGUCAGAUUGACGAGCUCCAGCGUAAACUUCAACGUUCACAGCAAGAGCUGCAGCAGAUGCGCCAAAAGCAGCAGUUGAGUAGUCAACAACAAAAGCAGCUGCUGCAUCCACAACAGCAGACAGUCACGGCGCAGGUGGUGAACGCAUUACCAACACAGCAAAUAACGCUCAUCACCACCACAACAGCGCCUCACUGCGCGCCCCUCACCGUUUUGCCGCAAAUAAAGGAGAAUAUAACCCUAACCCCCACCGCCACAAAGGUGGUGGCCGUGAAGUCACAAUCUGCCAAGGCCAGCGCAGCCAACGCCGCCGCACAAAAAGCAGCUGCCAACCAACACAACACAACGACAGUGACUCCGCAAGCGAUGUCGCAGAAAAUGGUGGUGAAGCAACAGCUGGAGGCGAAAAUACAAAAGCAAAAGCAAGCGGCGGCAGCAGCCGCCGCCGCGGCUCAAGCGCAGGCACAAAAACAUCAACACGCGCAGGCUCAAGCUCUGGCUCAGGCACAGGCGCAAGCUCAACUUCGUCUACUCACCACCGCCACCACCACCAACCAAAAGACACAAACUCUACUCAUUCCAACAGCUGUUACUUCGGCAACAACAGUUGCAGCGACGAAGGUCGACGAGUGCAAAAAGUUGCCGAAUGCGACGCGUCAAAAGAAUUCCAACAACAAUAUGGCAAAUAAAUGUAACAACAAUGCUGCCAAUGUAAAUGCCAACACAACAACAAUACUCGCUAAUCAAAUACCGUUAACAGCGAAAACGCACAAUAAUCUUGGCCUGGUGUGGAACGAGGGUAACCAGACCAUCUUCCUCGUCGGCUUGAACGAUCAGCACAUGACGGCGCACACGAUCGGUAAUAUCUCGCUCGCGAAUGCAAGCCCGGCCACCAAGAAGCUGUUGAAUGGCCAUCAGCGCACGAGCUCGCUGCCGAGCAUACUCUUUCCCAUAGCAACACCGGGCGGUCAUGAGCGUCAACAGCAUUUGAUCGAGGCGAAACCGGUGAUUACCCAGCAGCAACUGCAACAAUUACAACUACAACAACAACAACAACAGCAAUUGCAGCAAUAUCACAAUCGCGUCUUCCAGCCCCACACACAGCAGAUCAUACAAUUGGACAUAAAGCCACAAAACCUACCUCCGCCACCACCGCCGCCGCCACAAUACGAGGAAGCAACCAAGCAGCUGGCGGCUAAGGCCAAUUUGGCGCAGAUCAAAAUCAAGGAAGAACCCAAUACCGAUCGCAACACGCCACAGGGUCAUACCACUAACUCAGUCACUACGCAGACGACCAGCAAGCGCAAGAGUGCUGUGAAGUCGGAGAAAGCUGCGAACGUGUUGGACAUACUCGUCAAACAAGGAGAGUUACCGGAGAACGUACUGGAACCCAUCACACCCGUCACGCCACUGACGCCGGGCGGCAGUAAUGCACUUAUGACCGACAUGAGCGGCAAUCUAAUAUUCAGCACAGCCAACGUAAACGUCCAAAGUGCUGCAGAUCUGCUCGCCGCCUCAGGCGGGCUUAUACCUAAACGAGAGCCACAAAGUAGUCCGAUGCCCGAGUGCAAUAUAUCCGCACAGCCGAUGGACACAACGCCCUGCGGCACACAACAACAGCGUCAGCAUCAGCAUCAGCUUACCCAACAGGAGCAGCAGCGCGAGCAGACGCAACGUGAUAUGGACAGUGUUUUCCAAAUGUUGAGCGGUGACAGUGAUGUGCCCUCCACAGCAAUGAGUUCACCACUUCACACCGGCUUUAUUGAUAACAUCGAUAUGACCUCGCCGCUGCAGCCGGACACUCAUAUUGAUGCUGAAAGUGUGGCUAAGACGUUUGACAUUUUCCUGGAGCAACAUCAUUCCACACCACCGCCACCGCCACUGGUCCUCAGCCAGCAACACCAACAUCGACAACAUCAAUCGCCUACACAUCACGACAUGCUCAGCAAGGCAAGUACAUCCUCGGAAAAGGUUAUGUCACACGCAGUCGGCAGCCCGGACGCGAAACUUAAUCACUUUGAUGAAAUCGAACUGUUCGAAUUGAUGUCACAGCAGUUGGAGAUGGAUAUUGGUGGUGAUGAUGCAAGCAAUUUUCCAGCGCAUAUCACGAGUAGCGGAGUGGCCGGCGGCGGCAUAGGAGCCGUUAAUACUGUCCACCAAGAGCAGCAUUUACAUCAUUCCAGCGGUGACUGCAAGUGUGGCAAUGGCGUUGACUCGCCCUCGUCGUCGUCGUCGUCGACGUCGUCGAGCUCAUCGUCGUCCGCCACACUGAAUGGUCUGAGGCGUGACAUGAAUCCCAGUUUGCAGCCAUCGAUCAAUGAGCUUAUACAGCAACAUCAUCACCAACAACAGCAGCAACAGCAAUACCAUCACAUGCAACACAUGAGCAACAACAACAAUGGCAGCAACGAUAACUGUGGUCGUGAUAUGUUGAGCUCGACGGACGUGGAUUUCGAUGCUGAAAGCUUUGUCGCACAACUGGCGCAAGUGAGCGACCAAGAAGGCUUGUCGACCAAUAGCAACAACAACCACAGCAUGCUGAGUACUGGCAUGAAUGACAUGGUCGUAGCUGGUACUCCACACAGCAACAACAACAGCAACAAUAACAACUGUCUCAAUGAAGUUGGCGGCUCUGGCUCCUCGAGUCAACACAACAACGAACCCAUACACACGCACGCCAACGAUAAUCAUUUUAAUGCUACGCCCAUGGAUGUUUGCGAUGAUUUCGAUAAUCCGCUCGGCUCUUUCAGUUUCGCCUCCUUUUCGCCCGACUCCAACAUCAACACGCCACCCCAUCCAUUUGGCGGUGGUGUUGGCGGUAGUGAUAGCGUCGUCAGCGGUAACGCCAUGCUGAAUGGUGGCUGCAAUCUGAGUCUGGGCAUUGGCGGUGGUAUGGUGAGCGGUGUUUGCGGUGUCGGCACUGGCAGCGCCGCCGGUAGUGUUGGCGUUGGCUUAAUGCCUCUAACCGCCAACUCUUCACCGUCGUCGUGCGGCAUGCAAGCCAACAACAACUCUAACUCUAUGGGAAUGGGUGUGAGCGAACAAAUGUCAAUAUGUGGUCUUAGCGAUGGCAGCACAAUGAUGGGCUUGGGUAGCAUGGGUAGCAUGGGUGGCAUGGGUGAGAGUGUGGGCAAUGCAGGUGGUAGUGAUAGCUUUGGUGCGGCUGGUGAUAUCUUAGAUUUAUUCAAUAUAGACGACUACAAGAUGUCAUGGGGUGAGGGAGAUUUCGCUGUGUAAGUGUAUGGUAGAGCAAGAAGCGUGUAGAGUUGAGUGAAAGACAGCGAAAUAGGCAAAGGCGAGGACGAAGCCGCGAGGGUUGUAGUUCAUUUGUUUACUCAAAUGUAAUAUUGUUGUUGUUGUGAGUAACCGGAAAUUGAAUUAAUGCUAAUGGCAUUGCGGCCAAUUGUGGCCAGAGCACACUCAAGCAUUGCAUGUUUGGUGGACGCGGUGUUGAUAGCGGAAGUGCGUCGUCGAGGCUGUUCGUUGGCUAGUUGUCUACCUUUAUUAGGCAAUUACUAGGCACAUAUUCGGCCGCUAAAAGGUCUCGACGUUUGCCGUUUGUAUGGCGUUAUUAAACAACUAACGGUUUGCUCUUGCAAUAUGUACAACACUAGCUGCAUAUAUGUAUGUACAUAUAUAUGUCAAGCCAUACACAUUAUUACUGAUUCAACAUUAACCAAUAAAUAAAUAUUUAUACAUUCAAGCUUAUUCCUUUUUUUCUACUAUUAUUACUUACAUACAUA